UUUGUUUUUAUAUUAAAAUGCCAUUAAAAUUAGAUAAUGAAUCAGAGCUAAGAGAGGCUCAAGCUGCUUUAUUCAACAUUAAUUCAACAAGUGGUUGGCUAUUAUUAAACUAUGUAGGCCCAAGUACUGUUCAUUUUUGUGCUGGUGGUGAAGGUGGUGUUGAUGAUAUUAAAGAUCAUUUAGAGGAUGACCAAAUUCAAUAUGGUUUGAUUAGAAUUGGUAAUAUUCAAGAGAAAGGAACAUUAAAAACCACAGUUAGAGAUAUCUUCUUUUGUUGGAUUGGUCCAGGUGUCGGUAUUAUUGAAAAGGGUAAAAAGAUCGCUAAUCUUGGAGAUGCCCAAGCUCUUUUACAACCAUUCCAUGCAGAUAUUACAAUUCUUUCAAAAUCCAAAUUUGAUAAAGAAACCGUUUUAGAUAGAUCACACCCAUUAUCUGGUAGCCACGUAAUUGAAUAAAGGGUAUUGGUUUUUAAACAAUCAAAUAUUAUCCUCUAAAAUAAAAAAAAUAAAAAAAAUUCAUGGAUAGUUUAAAAAAUAUC
Molecule: messenger RNA, 538 nt
Organism: Dictyostelium purpureum
Lineage: Eukaryota; Evosea; Eumycetozoa; Dictyosteliales; Dictyosteliaceae
Exons: 2
Coding region: 18-455 (145 amino acids)
Molecular function (GO): actin binding
Source: RefSeq, a predicted model, not a curated record